AGAUGUACACUGGAAUUUAUCGUGUGUGUGGCAAUUUAACAGCUAAAAGUGUUAACCGUAGUAAUUAUGUGGAAAUAAAUUGACCGCAACAUUUUGGGGUUCGAAACGGAAAAGGCUUCGCCUAAUUAACUAUCCUUUUGCUGCAAUGGUAACGUUAACGAGAUUUGUGCUCAUCGCAACUAUUUAUGGAAUUUUCGCACAUGUAACAGCAUCACGUGUACUUGAAUUAAGAGACAGGUUCUUAGAUAUUCAUAAGGAUGGACAAUGGCUAGUAAUGAUGUAUGCACCAUGGUGUGCACAUUGUAAAAGAUUGGAACCAAUUUGGGCUAAUGUAGCACAGCAUUUGCAUUCAACUUCGAUACGGGUAGGACGAGUUGAUUGCACUCAGUUUACGAACGUAGCGCAUGCUUUCAAAGUUAAGGGAUUUCCGACCAUUAUAUUUUUAAAAGGCGAGCAAGAAUUUAUCUAUCAUGGGGAUAGGACAAGAGAUGAAAUAGUCAAGUUUGCAUUAAGAGUGAGCGGUCCACCAGUUCAAGAAAUAACAAAAACUCACAGUUUCGACACAAUUAAAAGAGAACGUGGUUUAUACUUUUUAUAUGUUGGAGAGAAAUCUGGGCUGUUAUGGGAAUUUUAUCACAAGACUGCAGAUGUGUUCCAACCGCAUGCAUUUUUCUAUCAGUCUCACCCAAAUAUUGUUAACAAACAUGCUCCUGUAGAAAAUACACCGGCAUUGUUAGUUUAUAAAGAAAAUUCACACUAUAAUUUUACUGGUCACACUAUAAAUGACAUAGAAAAAUUAAACGCGACUUUAUAUAAAUGGAUAAACGCAGAACGUUUUCCUACGUUCCCAAAAGUAACCAGAGGAAAUAUAAAUCAACUCUUUUUAACAAAUAAGAAUUUGGUUUUAGCAGUGGUGGAGGAGAAUCAAUUGGAGGAAGUACCGCCACAUAUGGUGCGAUUUAGAGACAUGGUUGAGUCUAUAAUUAAAAGUAAACGAGAAAAGUAUCACGACCAUUUUCAGUUUGGUUGGAUAGCUAGUCCUGAUCUAGUCAAUAGUAUAGCAAUGAUGGUUCUACCUUUGCCAAGUUUAAUUGUUAUUAAUACUACGACAAAUCACCAUCAUAUUCCAGAAGACGAAACAGAAAAAUUAACUCCUCAUGUCAUAGAGUUGUUCCUAGAGCAAAUUCGUAACGAAAGUGCUCCGCGAUAUGGUGGAAACAAUUGGCUAAUACAUAUUUAUAGAUCAUGGUUUGAAUUAAAAACAACUCUUAUUACGAUGUGGAUGGGUAAUCCUAUUUUGACAAUGGUCUUAUUUGGCUUACCGGCUGGGUUCUUAUCACUGAUAUGUUACGGCAUUUGUUGUCCAGAUAUUUUGGAUGCGAACGAUGAAGAAGAAGAACACUCGGGGACAAAUCAUAUGAAGAAAGACUAA
Dufourea novaeangliae is the source of this 1432-nucleotide messenger RNA. It is a transcript of the gene Tmx3, whose product is annotated as protein disulfide-isomerase TMX3. Lineage: Eukaryota; Metazoa; Arthropoda; Insecta; Hymenoptera; Halictidae. Gene Ontology annotation, cellular component: endoplasmic reticulum. Gene Ontology annotation, biological process: peptidyl-cysteine oxidation. Bases 146 to 1432 code for a protein of 428 amino acids. The record is from RefSeq and is a predicted model, not a curated record. Gene Ontology annotation, molecular function: protein disulfide isomerase activity. The transcript is spliced from 10 exons.